This is a messenger RNA of Microthlaspi erraticum, 1053 nucleotides long. The record is from the annotation of a GenBank genome assembly. Lineage: Eukaryota; Viridiplantae; Streptophyta; Magnoliopsida; Brassicales; Brassicaceae.
AUGGAUCUUUCUUCUCCUCGCGCUUCUUCUACUCUCACGCUAAUCUUCAUAGUUCUGCUCUUAGCUUCCACAGGUUCGUAUGGCUCAACAUUCACAUUCGCAAAUCGGUGCGCUUUCACCGUAUGGCCUGGAAUUCUGGCGAAUGCGGGCUCUCCUACUCUCUCCACCACCGGAUUCGAGCUCCCUAAGGACUCCGCUCGCUCUCUCCAAGCCCCAACCGGCUGGUCCGGUCGAUUCUGGGCUCGAACCGGUUGCAAAUUCGACGGUUCUGGCUCCGGUACAUGCACAACCGGAGAUUGCGGCUCCAACCAGGUCGAAUGCGGCGGACUCGGCGCCGCACCACCUGUAACUCUCGCUGAGUUCACUCUAGGCACAGGCGGCGACGAUUUCUACGACGUGAGCCUCGUCGACGGCUACAACCUCCCGAUGAUCGUUGAAGUCGCCGGUGGAUCUGGUCAGUGUGCUUCUACGGGAUGCACUUCCGAUCUAAACCUUCAGUGCCCUGCUGAGCUCCGUUUCGGCGACGGAGACGCGUGUAAAAGCGCGUGUGAGGCGUUUCGGAGUCCUGAGUACUGCUGCAGCGGCGCGUACGCUACACCUUCGACUUGUCGGCCUUCCGUAUACUCGACGAUGUUCAAAGCGGCGUGUCCUCGCUCCUAUAGCUACGCCUAUGACGAUGCUACGAGCACCUUCACUUGCUCCGGUGGAGAUUACACGGUGACGUUUUGUCCCUCUUCCCCUAGUCAGAAGUCGACUAGCUACUCCCCACCAGUUUCAGACUCGUCGGCGACCUCACAAGGUGCAGAUCCUGUUCCCGGUUCGGAUACUGGUUUCUCGGGUCAGGGUCAGCAAGCUCAGGGUCAAGGAUUUGGGUACGGGUCUGAGGGAACUGGGUCGGAUACUGGUUCUUCGGGAGAGACAAUGUUACAAGACGGAUCAUGGAUGGCUGGUUUGGCCAUGGGAGGCUCGACCAGAUCAGCAGGCCAAUCACUGGCAAUGCUAGUCGCGACAUUCACCAUUGUACCCUUUGCUUUGCCGUUUAUUUUCUUGUAG